UCUGGACCGCGCUGGGCGUCCGGAGCCCUGGGCCAGCCCCCCGCCAUCGCGGCCGCCGCCCGGUCGGCUGUUCCCCGGCCAGGUGCAAAACGCCUUGUCAUUGGGAGAGUCUGCGUCCGGAGCAUUGAAUUACAGCUCAGCCGAGCCCGGGUAGGGCGGCGGGGGUGGAAGAUGAGCAGAAGCCCCUGUGUCCGGAGCGCCUGCUGACACGCGGGGUAAACGCGGCUGGGGCGGGGACCGAGCGUAGCCCACUGGAGCAGCCCGGGGCUGGCCUGUUUCUCUUCAACAGCAGAAGAUCUGAGCCACGAGCCAGCGAUCCCAACAGGCUUCCCUCGUCCAGCCUUCUCCAGUGAGGAGACCCGCUCCUCGCCGACCUUCCCCGGCUCUCUCCGCGCGCCCUGGACGCACGGGGCCCUAACUCGUGCCAGUCAUGCUGAGGGUCUUCAUCCUCUAUGCCGAGAACGUCCACACCCCGGACACCGACAUCAGCGAUGCCUACUGCUCUGCGGUGUUUGCAGGAGUGAAGAAGAGAACCAAAGUCAUCAAGAACAGCGUGAACCCCGUGUGGAAUGAGGGCUUUGAGUGGGACCUCAAGGGCAUCCCCUUGGACCAGAGCUCCGAGCUCCAUGUGGUGGUCAAAGACCAUGAGACAAUGGGGAGGAACAGGUUCUUGGGGGAAGCCCAAGUCCCACUCCGGGAGGUUCUCGCCACCCCCAGUCUGUCUGCCAGCUUCAACGCCCCCCUGCUGGACACCAAGAAGCAGCCCACAGGGGCCUCGCUGGUCCUGCAGGUGUCCUACACGCCACUCCCUGGAGCCGUGCCCCUGUUCCCACCCUCUGCGUCUCUGGAACCCUCCCCGACUCUGCCUGACGUGGAUAUGGUGGCUGGUGGGGGACAGAGCCGGGCUGAGACUUGGUCCCUGCUCAGUGACAGCACCGUGGACACAAGAUACUCUGGAAAGAAGUGGCUGGCCCCCACGGACACAGGAGGAGAGGAGGACACCGAGGACCAGGGGCUCACGGGAGAUGAGGCAGAGCCAUUACUGGAUCAGAGCGGUGCCCCAGGCCCCGGGGCCCCCACCACCCCGAAGAAGCCACCUUCCCAUCCGCCCCCCUACCACCCUGGGAGCAAGAGGAAAAGAAGUGCUCCCACGACCAGAAAGCUGCUGUCGGACAAACCGCAGGACUUCCAGAUCAGGGUGCAAGUGAUCGAGGGUCGCCAGCUGCCAGGGGUGAAUAUCAAGCCUGUGGUCAAGGUCACGGCUGCCGGGCAGACCAAGAGGACACGGAUCCACAAGGGAAACAGCCCACUCUUCAACGAGACUCUCUUCUUCAAUGUGUUUGACUCUCCCUCGGAGCUGUUUGACGAGCCCAUCUUUAUCACGGUGGUAGAUUCCCGUUCUCUCCGGACAGAUGCUCUCAUUGGGGAAUUCCAGAUGGAUGUGGGUACCAUCUACAGAGAGCCCCGACAUGCCUAUCUGAGGAAGUGGUUGCUCCUCUCGGACCCUGAUGAUUUCUCUGCUGGGGCCAGAGGUUACCUGAAAGCAAGCCUCUGUGUGCUGGGGCCUGGAGAUGAAGCGCCCCUGGAGAGAAAGGACCCCUCUGAAGACAAGGAGGACAUUGAAAACAAUCUGCUCAGGCCAACUGGAGUGGCACUUCGGGGAGCCCACUUCUGCCUGAAGGUCUUCAGAGCUGAGGACCUACCGCAGAUGGAUGAUGCCGUGAUGGACAAUGUGAAGCAGAUCUUUGGCUUUGACAGUAACAAGAAGAACUUGGUGGAUCCCUUCAUGGAAGUCAGCUUUGCGGGGAAAAUGCUCUGCAGCAAGAUCCUGGAGAAGACAGCCAACCCUCAGUGGAACCAGAGCAUCACGCUGCCUGCCAUGUUUCCCUCCAUGUGUGAAAAAAUGAGGAUUCGCGUCAUGGACUGGGACCGCCUCACCCACAAUGACAUCGUGGCCACCACCCACCUGAGUAUGUCAAAAAUCUCUGCCCCUGGAGGAGAAAUAGAAGAGGAGCCUGCAGGUGUGGCCAAGCCUUCUCCCGCCAUGGACUUGGACGACCACCUGGGCUUCCUCCCCACCUUCGGGCCCUGCUAUGUCAACCUCUACGGCAGCCCUAGGGAGUUCACCGGCUUUCCGGACCCCUAUGCGGAACUCAACACAGGCAAGGGAGAAGGCGUGGCCUACCGAGGUCGGCUUCUGCUCUCCCUGGAGACUAAGCUGGUGGAGCACAGCGAGCAAAAGGUGGAGGACCUCCCUGCGGAUGACAUCCUUCGGGUGGAGAAAUAUCUCCGGAGGCGCAAGUACUCCCUCUUUGCCGCCUUCUACUCGGCCUCCAUGCUCCAGGAUGUGGACGAUGCCAUCCAGUUCGAGGUCAGCAUUGGGAACUACGGCAACAAGUUUGACACGACGUGCCUGCCACUGGCUUCCACCACCCAGUACAGCCGGGCAGUCUUUGAUGGGUGCCACUACUAUUACUUGCCCUGGGGCAACGUGAAGCCCGUGGUGGUACUGUCAUCCUACUGGGAGGACAUCAGCCACAGAGUUGAGGCUCAGAACCAGCUGCUCAGGAUCGCAGAUCGGCUGGAAGCUGGCCUGGAGCAAGUCCACUUGGCCAUGAAGGCACAGUGCAGCCCCGAGGACGUGGACUCCCUGGUGGCUCAGCUGAUGGAUGAGCUCAUCUCAGACUGCAGCCAGCCCCUAGGCAACGUCCACGAGAUACCCUCUGCCACCCACCUGGACCAGUACCUGUACAGGCUGCGCAGCCGUCACCUAAGCCAGAUUACUGAGGCAGCGCUGGCCCUGAAGCUUGGGCACAGCGGGCUCCCAGCCGCCCUGGAGCAGGCUGAAGACUGGCUCCUCCGUCUCCGUGCCCUGGCUGAGGAGCCCCAGAAUAGCCUGCCCGACAUCAUCAUCUGGAUGCUGCAGGGAGACAAGCGAGUGGCGUACCAGCGGCUGCCCGCACAGGAGGUCCUCUUCUCCCGCCGGGGCACUAGCUAUUGUGGCAAGAAUUGUGGGAAGCUGCAGACCAUCUUUCUCAAAUAUCCCAUGGAGGGGGUACCCGGAGCCCGGAUGCCAGUGCAGUUACGGGUGAAGCUCUGGUUUGGGCUUUCUGUGGAUGAGAAGGAGUUCAACCAGUUUGCUGAGGGAAAGCUGUCCGUCUUUGCUGAAACUUAUGAGAACCAGACCAAACUGGCCCUUGUUGGGAACUGGGGCACGACAGGCCUCACCUACCCCAAGUUUUCUGAUGUCACGGGCAAGAUCAAGCUCCCCAAGGAUAGCUUCCGCCCCUCGGCCGGCUGGACCUGGGCUGGAGACUGGUUCGUGUGUCCAGAGAAGACGCUGCUCCAUGAUACUGACGCGGGCCACCUGAGUUUUGUGGAGGAGGUGUUUGAGAACCAGACCCGGCUUCCUGGAGGCCAGUGGAUCUACAUGAGUGACAACUACACGGAUGUGAAUGGGGAGAAGGUGCUUCCCAAGGAUGACAUUGAGUGCCCACUGGGCUGGAAGUGGGAAGAUGAAGAGUGGUCCACGGACCUCAAUCGGGCUGUUGAUGAGCAAGGCUGGGAGUACAGUAUCACCAUCCCCCCGGAUCGGAAGCCAAAGCACUGGGUUCCUGCUGAGAAGAUGUAUUACACUCACCGGCGGCGGCGCUGGGUCCGCCUGCGCAGGAGGGACCUUAGCCAGAUGGAGGCCCUGAAGAGGCACAGGCAGGCGGAGGCCGAGGGUGAGGGCUGGGAGUACGCCUCGCUCUUUGGCUGGAAAUUCCACCUGGAGUACCGCAAGACGGAUGCGUUCCGCCGCCGCCGCUGGCGCCGCCGCAUGGAGCCGCUGGAGAAGACUGGGCCUGCCGCCGUGUUUGCCCUCGAGGGGGCUCUGGGCGGCGUGGUAGAUGACAGGAGUGAAGAUUCCAUGUCCGUGUCCACCUUGAACUUUGGCGUGAACAGACCCACGAUUUCCUGCAUCUUUGAUUAUGGGAACCGUUACCACCUACGCUGCUAUAUGUACCAGGCUCGGGACCUGCCCUCGAUGGACAAGGACUCUUUUUCUGACCCCUACGCCAUAGUGUCCUUCCUGCACCAGAGCCAGAAGACGGCAGUGGUGAAGAACACUCUGAACCCCACCUGGGACCAGACGCUCAUCUUCUAUGAGAUUGAGAUCUUCGGGGAGCCGGCCAGCGUCGCCGAGCGUCCGCCUAGUAUUGUGGUGGAGCUGUAUGACCAUGACACCUACGGUGCAGAUGAGUUUAUGGGACGCUGCAUGUGUCAGCCCAGUCUGGAACGGAUGCCCCGGCUGGCCUGGUUCCCGCUGAUUAGGGGCAGCCAGCCGGCAGGCGAGCUGCUGGCCUCUUUUGAGCUCAUCCAGAGAGAGAAGCCGGCCAUUCACCAUAUUCCUGGUUUUGAGGUGCAGGAUACAUCAGGAAUCCUGGAUGAGUCGGAGGACACAGACCUGCCCUACCCACCGCCUCAGAGGGAGGCCAACAUCUACAUGGUUCCCCAGAACAUCAAGCCGGUUCUCCAGCGUACUGCCAUAGAGAUCCUGGCGUGGGGCCUGCGGAACAUGAAGAGUUACCAGCUGGCCAGCAUCUCCUCCCCCAGCCUCGUGGUGGAGUGCGGGGGCCAGACAGUGCAGUCCUGUGUCAUCAAGAACCUCCGGAAGAACCCCAACUUUGACAUCUGCACCCUCUUCAUGGAAGUGAUGCUGCCCAGGGAGGACCUCUACUGUCCCCCCAUCGUGAUCAAGGUCAUUGAUAACCGCCAGUUUGGCCGUCGGCCUAUGGUGGGCCAGUGUACCAUCCGCUCCCUGGAGAGAUUCAUGUGUGACCUGUACUCCGAGGAGAGUCCGUCCCCACAGGGCGGCCCAGAUGAUGUGAGUUUACUCAGUCCUGGGGAAGAUGUGCUCAUUGACAUUGAUGACAAGGAACCCCUCAUCCCUGUGCAGCUUGCAGACGGUCUGUUGGGCCCUGCCCCCACUAACAUGGCAUCUUCUCCAUCCAGUCUUCAUCUGCUGAAGAACCUCCUGGAGGAGGAGUUCAUCGACUGGUGGAGCAAAUUCUUCGCCUCCACAGGGGAGAGGGAGAAGUGCGGCUCAUACUUGGAGAAGGGCUUUGACACUCUAAAGGUCUACGACACGCAACUGGAGAACGUGGAGGCCUUUGAGGGUCUGUCUGACUUUUGUAACACCUUCAAGCUCUACCGGGGCAAGACUCAGGAGGAAACGGAGGACCCAUCUGUUAUUGGGGAGUUUAAGGGCCUCUUCAAAAUCUACCCCCUCCCAGAAGACCCGGCCGUCCCCAUGCCCCCAAGACAGUUCCACCAGCUGGCCGCCCAGGGGCCUCAGGAGUGCCUGGUCCGCAUCUACAUCAUCCGAGCAUUUGGCCUGCAGCCCAAGGACCCCAAUGGGAAGUGUGAUCCUUACAUCAAGAUCUCCAUAGGGAAGAAAUCCGUGAGUGACCAGGAUAACUACAUUCCCUGUACUCUGGAGCCUGUGUUUGGAAAGAUGUUCGAGCUGACCUGUACUCUGCCUCUGGAGAAGGACCUGAAGAUCACACUCUACGACUAUGACCUCCUCUCCAAAGAUGAAAAGAUCGGGGAGACAGUCAUCGACCUGGAGAAUAGGCUGCUGUCCAAGUUUGGGGCUCGCUGUGGACUCCCACAGACCUACUGUGUCUCUGGACCCAACCAGUGGAGAGACCAGCUCCGUCCCUCCCAGCUUCUCCACCUCUUCUGCCAGCAACGCAGACUCAAGGCUCCCGUGUACCUCACAGGCCGUGUGCUCUUUCAGGAUAAAGAAUAUACCAUUGAAGAAAUAGAAGCUGCCAGUGUCUUGAACCCACACCUGGGCCCCGUGGAAGAGCGCCUGGCCUUGCAUGUCCUCCGGCAGCUGGGCCUGGUCCCCGAGCAUGUGGAGUCCCGGCCCCUCUACAGCCCCCUGCAGCCAGACAUUGAGCAGGGGAAGCUGCAGAUGUGGAUCGACCUAUUUCCCAAGGCCCUGGGGCGGCCUGGACCUCCCUUCAACAUCACCCCACGGAGAGCCAGAAGGUUUUUCCUGCGGGGUAUUAUCUGGAACACAAAGGACGUGAUCCUGGAUGACCUCAGCAUCACGGGGGAGAAGAUGAGUGAUAUUUACGUGAAAGGUUGGAUGGUUGGCUUUGAAGAGCACAAGCAAAAGACGGAUGUGCAUUAUCGGUCCCUGGGAGGCGAAGGCAACUUUAAUUGGAGGUUCAUUUUCCCCUUUGACUACCUGCCUGCUGAGCAAGUCUGCACUGUCUCUAAAAAGGACGCUUUCUGGAGGCUGGACAAGACUGAGAGCAAAAUCCCAGCCCGAGUGGUAUUUCAGAUCUGGGACAACGACAAGUUCUCCUUUGAUGACUUUCUGGGCUCCUUGCAGUUGGAUCUCAACCGCAUGCCCAAGCCUGCCAAGACAGCCGAGAAGUGCUCCUUGGACCAGCUGGAUGACACUCUCCACCCGGAGUGGUUCGUGUCCCUUUUUGAACAGAAAACAAUGAAAGGCUGGUGGCCCUGCAUGGCAGAAGAGGGUGAGAAGAAGAUCCUGGCGGGCAAGCUGGAAAUGACCUUGGAGAUCGUAGCAGAGAGUGAGCAUGAGGAGCGGCCUGCUGGCCAGGGCCGGGAUGAACCCAACAUGAACCCCAAGCUUGAGGACCCAAGGCGCCCUGACACCUCCUUCCUCUGGUUCACCUCUCCGUACAAGACUGUGAAGUUCAUCCUGUGGCGGCGGUUCCGGUGCGUCAUCAUCCUCUUCAUCAUUCUCUUCAUCCUACUGCUGUUCUUGGGCAUCUUCCUCUAUUCCUUCCCGAACUAUGCGGCCAUGAAGCUGGUGAAGCCCUUCAGCUGAGGACUCUGGCCCAUGACUGGCUGCCUUCUCCACCCAGCUUAGCCGAGCUCCUCCAGACCUCCAGGCCUCACCAGCCAGCAGACAGACUGGUACACACUCCAAGAGCUGGUGACAUUGAGUCCUGGGAUCACCCUCGUUUCAUCAUUUCUUUUGCCCCCGACCCAACCCUUUUUGGAUCAGCCCAUAUGUAUUUCAGUAUAAAACAGUUUGAACCACAGGGCCAUGUUGGUGUGUGUGUCCCCGUAGUGCCUGAGUGAGGUGGGGUUGUGUAGAGGACAGCUGUGUCUGGCUCGCUGGGCUGUGAGUCGGGCGGGGGCCAUCUCUGGCUCGGCAUUCUGAGUGGAACUUUAUCCUUUGACAAGACUGGUCGGUGUGCGUGGGCUUUGAGGUUUGGUGUCUGGUCCUGGAGAACAUUCCCCUCCUCCCUCUCCCUCCUCACUGAGGCUUCUCCUCUUCCUUUCCCAGGCUGCGCUUUGAUUAGGCGGGCGGUUACUGUACCUUCUGCUUUCUUUGACCACGCCCAGGAAGACGGUCCACUUUAUCCAAGUGGAGCACCAUGGAAAGGAUUGGGCCAGGAACUCUCCAGGCAGGGAGGGCUGCUGGGCCUUUGGCUGUGACCUUAUCCCCCACCCCACAAUUUUGGGAUUUCUUGUGACUCCGUCACUCUGUCACUCUGCUUCCUUACCCUGCUUAAAGAUCUGGUCUGCACAAACACACCAUUUUCUUGUGGUCUGAAGCUUAGCAUUAGCUGCGGGUCUGUCUUCUCCUGCAGGAAUCAGGCUUAAUCUAUGGGGGCAGCAGGAACGUACUUAGAGAAAAAGCAAAGAGCGUGAAAACAUCGUGUUUCCAAAACAGAGGCCUCUGCUUCUCUCGCCUGAGGGGCUGGAACUCUGGAGCGCAGCACUGGCCGCCUCUUCUCCUGUUCCCCAGGAGGGCUUCUCCUAUUUCCCGCUGUGAGCCUGCUCCCCUGGCCCAGGCCCCAAGGCCUCAGCGUGAUCCUUCCAGGGCACUUGGCUCUUCCCUGCACUCUGAGACCCAGACUACGGCCUUGCCUUGUCUCACCUGAUUGGCAGACUGGGGUGAAUGGCACAGGGCUGAUGGCCUGGACCCUUUCGGGUGAACUAUGCUUCACAGAGUGAUUUUCUCUUCGGGAGAGGUUCAAGAUGGAAGUGGCCCUCAAUAUCCAGCUGGGGAAGAUCUGAAAGGCAGGGCAGGAGUCAUUCCUUCAUUAAUUCAUUCAUGCUUUUCAUUCCUUCAUUCAUUAAAGAAAUGUGUGUAUGUGUGUGUACCAGGCAAAGUGCUAGGCUCUAGAGAUACAAUGUCGAUCAAGAUAAACAUUGGUUUUUAAAGAUGGUUCCUGCCCUCCCACAUCUCACCACUGAGUGGGAGAGGAAGAUAGAUAGAUAGGCAAUUACAAUGCAGUGAUGGAUGAGCAGGGAUUACAGGGUCAAGGGCAGAGAGUGGGAAAGAAAAUGGAACAGAGUAUGUGAAGACUGGCCAAAGCCAGAAAUGAGUUCAAAUAUCUAUAAGAAUUUCUGUGUGGGCCCCGGGCAGUGGUUCUCAACCAGGGGCAGCUGUACCCCUCAAGGCCUAUUUGGCAGUGCCCGGAGAUGUCGUUGAUUGUCCUGGCUGGAGGGGGGCGGCUGGUGAGGGUGCUCCUGGCAUCCAGCAGCUGCUAAACAUCCUUCAAGGCAUAGAACAGCCCCCGCCUUCCCCAAUUAACUAUCUAGUCCAAAACACUGUUCCUGUUGCUAUUGAGAAACUCUGGCGUAGAGAUAGUGGAUUCUAGAGAUACUGAAAAUUAGACUUGAUGGGCCCCGGGGGAGCGAUUGGCUAGGGCUGGGAAUGGGGUGGGGUGCGAUAGGAGAUACUUCCAACUGGGAUAAAUCUCAGUUGUCUGGCUUUAUGACUGCUGGUACCAUGCAUGAAGUCAGUUUCAGACAAGAGAGUCCAGACAGAUUUAGUGCACAGUCACAAUACCCUUCCUGUCCUCCAUGGCUCCCUGGUGAUGGUGUCUCUCCUCCCUUCACAAAGUUCUAGAAAGCAUCGUCUGCAUUUGUGUCUCCCUGUGCUGCUGGACCUUUGGCUGUGACCUUAUCCCCCACCCCACAAUUUUGGGAUUUCUUGUGACUCCGUCACACUGUCACUCUGCUUCCUUACCCUGCUUAAAGAUCUGGUCUUUACCUCACCCUCACUCCUCCACCCACUGUGGUCUGAUUCUAUGCCUGCGGCAGACUCUUCUCUCUUCCUCCUUGCUGAAAGGAUCCUGGGGCUGUUCAGCUUUCACGACGGCCAAGUGCCCAGAGAGAAGCCCCGCCCCCGCUCCCGGGGGGGAUGUCUUUUUAGAUCAAACCAAUCACGGUGAUGCCCGUGAUUUGGUUUAGGGAGACGCAGGUGACUCGUUUAUGAUCAGUGAGACCUGAGGGGGAGGUGGUGGUGGUGGUUAUGGGCGGGGGGUGGGGGGGUAGGGGGUUGGGAAGCAGCUGGGAAAGUUGCUAGGAAACUUUAUGUCCAAUAACAAAGGACACGCAAGGAAGCACAUCGUCAUCUUCUGCCUUUGAAUCUUGUUUGUGGAAACAUGUAAUGACCGGAGCUAUGGCAGGCAUCUUGUGAUCAUGAGGGGACAAGCCUGAGGAAGAAAGCCAGCACACAGAGAGGAUGGCAAGGACCUGGUUCUCCAUGAAGCUGUCGAGAAAGAACCCACUCUGGAGCUGUCCCAACUUCUGGUUGUCUUGUUACACGGGGUCAUAAAUUCCUUAGUAUUAUUAUUAUUUUUUAAAUAAAGUCCUUACUGUUUAAG
Messenger RNA from Mirounga angustirostris (Northern elephant seal), 9653 nucleotides. RefSeq names its product dysferlin (gene DYSF). The transcript is spliced from 58 exons. Lineage: Eukaryota; Metazoa; Chordata; Mammalia; Carnivora; Phocidae. The record is from RefSeq and is a predicted model, not a curated record. Bases 431 to 6853 code for a protein of 2140 amino acids. Gene Ontology annotation, biological process: negative regulation of phagocytosis; monocyte activation involved in immune response; plasma membrane repair. Gene Ontology annotation, cellular component: membrane; T-tubule; cytoplasmic vesicle.